Molecule: messenger RNA, 1452 nt
Organism: Acaromyces ingoldii
Lineage: Eukaryota; Fungi; Basidiomycota; Exobasidiomycetes; Exobasidiales; Cryptobasidiaceae
Product: GroES-like protein
Exons: 3
Coding region: 65-1426 (453 amino acids)
Molecular function (GO): oxidoreductase activity; zinc ion binding
Source: RefSeq, a predicted model, not a curated record
AGUCGACCUACCUUCCCUUACCAAAUCGGCAUCCCCUACCAAUCAAACAGAAGAACCAAGCGAGAUGGCAGUCAACGCCGCAUCGAAUCUGGCCCAAAAGGUCAUGGGAGACGUGGAGACGAGCAUCACUGCGUCGCAUGCGUCCGAUGAGCAGAAGUCGGCGAGCGGCGACAAAAUGCAAGCGCUGACCUGGCAAGGCGUCGAAAAGGUCGCGCUCAAGACGGUGGCCAAGCCAGAGAUCAUGGAUGACGAAGAUGUCGUCAUCAAGGUCACCGGCACCACGGUCUGUGGCUCGGAUCUGCACCUGCUCCACGGUGACAUCCUGCAGCUCAAGGCAGACGAUAUUCUUGGCCACGAAGGGAUGGGCGUCGUCGAGUCCGUAGGUCCCAAAGUCAAGGGCCUAAAGAAAGGCGACCGAGUAGUCUCGUCUUUUUCUAUCUCCUGUGGCUCUUGCAAGUUUUGCAAGGAAGGCUUGGGAAGCAUGUGCGAGAAAACAAACAGCAGCAGCGUCAUGCAGGCACUGUACGGACAGAGAUUUUCAGCUCUACUCGGCUAUGCGCACUUCGCAGGCGGGCUGGCAGGUAUGCAGUCGGAGUACUGUCGCAUUCCAUACGCCGACCACAACUGCCUCAAGGUGCCCGAUGGCGUUUCGGACGAGAAGGCCCUUUUCCUGAGCGACAUUGUCUGCACUUCCUACCAUUCCGUCGUCGAUGUGGGCUUUCAAGCUGGCCAGACGGCCAUCGUCUUUGGCGCCGGGCCCGUCGGGCUCAACAUUGUCCAGUGGCUCCUGGCCGUGUUUGAUGCCAAACGCGUCGUGCUGCUCGACUCUGUGCAGAACCGUCUCGACUUUGCCAAGCAGGCCUUCAAGGGCCGACCGCUCGAGGUCGUCAACAUCGAGACGGACUGCGAAGGCGGAAACGUCGUCAAGAAGCUGUACGAGCUUGAAAAGCUCGGCUGGGACGUCGCAUUUGACGUGGCCGGUUUCCGAUACGCAAAGAGCCUGGUGCACAAGGCCAUGCGCGCGACCGCACUUGAGACAGACACGCCAGAGACGCUCAAUGAAGCCAUCAUGGCUGUACGCAAGUUUGGACGCAUCUCCAUUGCGGCUGACUAUGCCGGUCUCACCAACGGCUUCAACAUCGGCGCCCUCAUGGAGAAGGGCAUCAUGCUCAAGGGCAACGGUCAGGCGCCCGCGCAAAAGUACAUGAAGCCCCUCCUCGACGACUACAUUGUCACGGGCAAGUUUGACCCGACGCUCAUCCUCACGCACCGCUUCGACUUUAGCGAAAUGGACAAGCUCUACUAUGCCUUUGACAAGAAGCUCUUUGACGAGGAAAAGGGCGUGGGCAUCCUCAAGUGCUUCGUCCAGACGAGGCACUCUUCGGCCCCAGCGCCCGGUAUGCCAACGCUCACAAAGGUCCCAUAGGCUGCCCCAACGGACCCGAUACUUCG